UCCUUUAAUCAUUUGAUGUUGCGGGUGUAUUUGUCGGUGCGAUUAUUUUCGAAAAAACAAUUCAAAUUUGAUUUAACUUGAUCAAAAGUUCAUAUCGACUAAGAACUGAGCUGGAAAGUGGAAAGGACUUUUUGAUUAUUGCACGAAAUAGUACUAUUGUAUUGAAUACCCAAUGAUAGUACCUACUGAAGACAUCGGGGGUUCUAGCCAUAGACGCAAGCUAUGCUACCCGUAAUACAUUCAAGUGUAUUAGGUGCUGUAUACUCAAUGUUCCGCUGUUGAGCAAGAGCUUUCCUGAUGAUGAUGAGAGCGAGCUUCAGCGAACACCCUAUUGGAUAGGGAUAAAUUGGGGGGGGGUAGAUUCAUGCAGCACUCCAUGUGAUGUUUUUGAAUUUGACCUAGUGCGAUUUAGAUUUGCAACGCGCCUCGCAGAAGUCGUCGUCCGGUGUUCGAUCAAGUGUCAAGUGCAAUAAUAUGCAAAAAGACUGUUGAGGUCUGCAAUAUAUAUAUACAUUUUAAUAAUUAUUAUAAAAAUGGCAGACGAUAAUUUUAACAUGAGUGAACACAACGUAGAAUACCACUUGGUGACAAUUUUCGAAAAGUUAGAAAGUUUGAAAAAUAAUAAUGAUAGUUUGAAAAUUAAACCUUCAAAAAUACCGGUUAGAGUUGAAAUAAGGACCCUCGAAUUUUGGCGAUCAGUGAUAUCAGAAUGUAUGGCCAGUUUUGUAUACGUUUUCGUUGUUUGUGGAGCAGUUGCUGGAGCUGGUGUAGGAGCCUCAAUUUCUUCGAUGUUGCUAGCAACAGCCCUAGCUUCUGGUUUUGCGAUGACUUCUUUGACCCAAUGUUUUGGGCAUAUAUCAGGUGCACACGUUAAUCCUGCAGUUACAAUCGCGAUGGGUGUUACUAAACAUAUAACUAUGUUGCGAACCGCCUUAUACGUUAUUGCUCAAUGUGGGGGUGCGAUAGCAGGAACAGCAUUCUUGUACAGUGUGACGGUACCUGGAUACCAAGCGAAUCUAUCUGCAACUAUAAAUCAUUCCUCAAGUGUGGCGCCUUGGGAAAGGUUCGGUGUGGAAUUGAUCCUCACGUUCAUCGUUGUUUUUUCCUAUUUCGUUUCAAUGGAAACUUACAGAAAAUGGAUGAGUAGUUCGUCUCUCACCAUCGGAGCCACAUACUCGGCGUGUAGUUUCGUUUCCAUGCCAUAUUUGAAUCCUGCGAGAUCACUAGGCCCCUCGUUCGUUUUGAACCGUUGGGAUAGCCAUUGGGUGUACUGGAUGGGUCCUGUUAUCGGUGGAAUAGCAGCUGGAAUAACUUACGAAUAUAUAUUCAACCCCCAUCGGCAACGAAAACAUCUCAAAGAUACGCAGGAUGAAGAAUCCUCGAGCAUAAGAUCGGACGAAGAUGGCUACGACGAUUUGGACAAACCGAAUGUCCCAAAAUUUCAUGGGUCUACGUAUAAUAACUACAGGGGUAUUGGCAAUGGCCAUCCUGGUUAUUGCGCUAGCCUGGCAUCUGUAGGUUUGUACUCCGGACCCUCUAAACAACUUGAAAGGGUCGAAUCCUUAUACGGAGGAACCAAGUCUUUAUGUUGUAAAUCCCCGCCUCUCACCAGGGCAAACCUGAAUAGAUCUCAAUCGGUUUACGCUAAAUCCAACACUGGAAUAAAUCGGGAUGUUAUACCUAAACCUGGUCCUUUAGUUCCAGCACAAUCACUAUAUCCUAUGAGACUGAAUCAGACGAACGUUCAUAACCAAAAUAAUCAAAACCAAAUUCAGCAACACAAUGUCGAAGGCUUGUACGGUGUCAGAGGACCUCCGUCCGGUACCUCCAGAUCAGAUAAUUACUCGACCACCGAAAGAAUAAUGUACAGAAGCAACCAGAAUGAAGGCAGUGCCAAGUACGAAAGUAGUUCGAAGUACGAACAGAAUCCCAAGUACGAGGAAAAUUCGAAACCUUGCAGGAGUAAUCGACCAGAGUCGAUGUACGGUGUAGUCCCUUCGCAGCAACGUAGAGCUCAAUCGUCGAAUCAGAACGAGGAAAAUUGUUAUGCUUGGAACUACGGAACAGCUGGAAGAAACCAAAGUAACGCCAAUUAUCACAAUCCAGGACCGUCGUCGAAUUUUCCCGGGAAAGCACAAGUGGUCAGCAACGUUCCUAAUUAUAUGACGAGAAACGUGAUUGGAUCUGAAGUAAGACAGUCGCCUCCAAUUCAAGCUGGACCAAGCCAAGGUCCUCAGCAUUCGCCGAAUUCGCAAUACUGAUGUUUGUUUGUGUAAAACUGUUGAUUUUUGCUACAUAUCGAGUUUUUUUUUUGAACUCCAAUCGAAAACCAAAGAUGUAUGUUCGAGUUCAUCAUAUUUGUUGAGAAAUUGCGUAUUAGGCAAUGAAAUUUAUGUACAUAUUUUUAGAAACCGUUGACUGAGAAAUAAAUGGAUAGAAUCAAUGGAAUUACUUGUGAGAAAAGUAAUCUGCUUGAUGGGUCGUGUAUUAUAUUACUGUAUUAAUUGGCCUUAUGUGUAUAUUUGAUGCAAAUAUCUCUAAAUUCACAAUAAUUACAAAUAUAUACUGUAAUUUCUACUUUGGCUAAGUAACUAGUUGAUUAGAUUGUAAAUAUUAUUUAAUUUUUAGAACAUAAUAUUAGUUUUUAGGAGGAAAUUUAUCGAAAGGACGGUCCAACAUUUGAAGACCAGAAAAGUCUUGAAAAACGGAAGGGAACUGCCCUUGAAGAAUAAAUAUAAAUACACCACUUUCAUA
Messenger RNA from Coccinella septempunctata (seven-spotted ladybird), 2754 nucleotides. RefSeq names its product neurogenic protein big brain (gene bib). The transcript is spliced from 4 exons. The record is from RefSeq and is a predicted model, not a curated record. Bases 534 to 2261 code for a protein of 575 amino acids. Gene Ontology annotation, biological process: transmembrane transport. Lineage: Eukaryota; Metazoa; Arthropoda; Insecta; Coleoptera; Coccinellidae. Gene Ontology annotation, cellular component: plasma membrane. Gene Ontology annotation, molecular function: water channel activity.